AUGAGCUCACGUGGACUAGUAUUGCAGAACGGAAGUACCGGAAUUGAUUCGUUGGGCCCGCAAACAUUCUCCAAUGGAUUAGAAAUGAGUACUCGGUUGGUUCCGUCCAAAGAGACCAUUCGACUGGAAUUGGCCAAACUCGAGAAAUCUUUGCAGCAGGCCACUUCGUUGCACCAGUUGCUUCGAUUGUUGAACCAGAUCGAGGCCAAACAGGCCCAAUUGGACCAAAUUCUUCACACUUUCACCAAUAAAAGACAUGUUGCACACAGUUCCUCGAUUCGGACACUGGAAAUAAGCAGGGUCGAGCUUUCGUCCACGCUAAACCAUUCGCGGUCUCUCAAGAAAAUCAUGGACGACGCAUCUGUGUUGAGCUCCAAAAUCACCGAGAAAGUCCGUCAUCUGGACUCGGAGCGAUCGAAAACAAAGGCCACCAAGGAGUACGUUGAAAAUGUCAAGACUCUCAAAUACGAGGUUCAGAAGAUCGACACAGCCAUCAAACAAAAGAACUGGCUUGCUGCUGCAACCUCGAUCGGCGUCAUACGGUCUCUUCCACCAGGACUGAUCGACGACGAGUUUGUGGAGUUUAUUGUUCCAACAAGCGAUCUGCCGGAAAUGCCAGGCGACCUGGUUGCCUCUUGGACCGUCGAGUUAAACACCAUUUUUGUGAGCGAGUUCAACCAGGCCGCUGCAAAUAAGGAUGUUCAGAAACUUACCUAUUUUUUCCAGCUAUUCCCCAUGAUUGGUAAAAGUGAGGUUGGACUCGAGUGCUACUCGCGGUUCAUCUGUAACAUCAUCAGCGACCAGGCCAGAGCUGUUCUGAGAAGCGUUCAGGGUAAGUCAGACGUCCGCUCGAGCUUCUACGCACAGGUAUUGUUCCAGUUGUACCAAACCAUUGCCGACAUUGUGCAUCAACAUUCCCGUAUUAUCACCAGAUAUUACGGCUCCAACGUGCUGACCAAUAUUCUUACAGCCAUCCAAACCGAAUGCGAUCUUCAAAGUGGCCUUAUCUUUGACACAUUUUGGGAUACAAAGAAAUUGGACAGAGCAUUAAAUGAUAUCAAUAAUUACGGCUACCCAAUUCUUGUUGGGUCGAUCUUGAACAAUCUCCAGGGAGAAGAAGAACUCAAGGACGAUAACCUUGUGAUAGCGCUUGCUGAUGUCUCGAACCUGAUCGACGAACUGUCAACGAUGUUGAACCACUGGGCAAUGUAUUGCAAAUUUUUUGUUGUUUCGUGGAACGAGUCGAUCCAAAGCUCGUCCGAUCACGCAGUGUAUCCACAGCCUUUGCUGUUGAGCACGUUUAUGGAAAAAAUACAGAAAAAGGCCACCAGAAGCUUUGACCAGCUGAGCACUUUUGCUAUCAGAAGAACAAUUGAAAAGGCGUUCUUGUUGGAGAACAUACCCGACCUCAGCCCGCAAUUAACGUUAUGCAUCAAGUAUUUGACUCUUACAUCAAGAGCAAAUGCCACCAGCAACCAAUCGCUGCUCUCGUUGACUCCUGAAGAUCCUCCCGUGUCAUCCAUCAUUGAAGAUAUUACAAUCUCGUUGAACCUAAUUAUGCUACAAACAAUGACUACAGGCGAGUUCCUCACUAUCAAGAACAUGAUCUCCAAUACACGAAGAAUCCUUGAGAACGAUUUCCUCAACAUUAUGAAAAAGAAGCUCAAUGAUUAUCAACCUAGAGCAAAUUCGUUAUUAUUAACACCUCAUGCUAUACAAGCUCUGCACUCGUUGAAUCACAGAUCGGCACUUCCUAUGAACCCAACAGGCAGCUCUUCGAACCUCAUUUCUCCUCGAAGCGGCACUCCUCCGUUGGGAGGCAAGGAUCAAAACGCAAACGCAAGCAACUUGUUCAUGAAGAGCGCCACUUCUGCGUUGAACGCUGCUAUGAAUCUCAGUGGUGUUGAGACUGAAACUUCCGACAAGCUGUCGCAAUUCAUCAUUGUUCUGAACUCCAUUAGUCUGUUCCAAAAGUAUUUGAACAAGCUGUCGGAAAACAUGAUCACCAAACUUGAACAGGACAACCUGUUGAUUGUGGACAACCAAGAGUUCAAUCAAGUGCAUGCCUCUAUGGAGAGGGAUGCGAAAACAGACAUUACCAUGUAUGUUGACCUGAACAAUUCCGAAGGAACGGAGGAGAACCCGUCAGUUAGAGACAGAAUCAAGAGCGUGGUGAAGACUUUGAGCACCUCGUUCAACGACAAGUCUGGCCUGCUGUUGCAAGAACAAAUCAAAAUCCUGUUCAAUCAGAAUUUCCGUGCCAAACUGGCCCGGAUGAUCAACGACGCGCUGAAGGAGUCGGAGUAUCUGAUUUCCUCAGACAUGAUGAGUCUGAAUGCAGCCUCGGAGUCCAUCAUCGCGUUCAUCAAGGAAUGGAACUCGCUCAUCAUCCCAUAUCUCACCACACUCACCAGAGAAAACUUCCAAGCUCUGAUCAAGCUGAUUGUCAAGAACCUGGCAGCCACCAUGGAGAGCAAGAUCUGGCUCAUGGAGCGCAAGUGCAACGAGCUGGGGGCCGCGAAGCUCGAGAAGGACAUCUCUGCCAUCAUCAGCGAGGUGACAAAGUACGACUACAGUUUCCGCGACAACUUCAACAGAAUCACCCAGAUCGUCAUGAUGCUCGGUCUGGACGACGACGAGGAAUUGGACGAUCUGGACGAUCUCGAAUGGGCCCUGACUCCAACCGAACGCAACAGGGCCAGAAACCUUAGAAUAGAUAGAAAGUAA
Ogataea philodendri is the source of this 2727-nucleotide messenger RNA. RefSeq lists its product as uncharacterized. The transcript has a single exon. Bases 1 to 2727 code for a protein of 908 amino acids. Lineage: Eukaryota; Fungi; Ascomycota; Pichiomycetes; Pichiales; Pichiaceae. The record is from RefSeq and is a predicted model, not a curated record.